Messenger RNA from Penicillium canescens, 189 nucleotides. RefSeq lists its product as uncharacterized. NCBI's taxonomy places the organism in Eukaryota, Fungi, Ascomycota, Eurotiomycetes, Eurotiales, Aspergillaceae. The record is from RefSeq and is a predicted model, not a curated record. The transcript has a single exon. Bases 1 to 189 code for a protein of 62 amino acids.
AUGGCCAGCUACAGUACAACAGAGCAAAGCCGCGGAAUAAUUCAAUUGCAGAAGCUUGGAAUACCUUCAGGUAUCAAAUUCCCCCACUCCGCAGAUCGCCUUACAUCAUUGGUGGUUGAUUUAUCCGAGCCACCCGGGAACCCUACUUGUACCUCCUUGAAAGCCGACAAGAAGGGUGCUAACGAUUAA